UUUGUGCAGUUGAUAGAGGUCUUGAACUGAGUUUUGUGAUCUAAAGCCUGUUCAAAUCAGGUUCAGAUCAUGGCUUCGAGUUCCACAGAAGUCACUCUUCCGCCUAAGGUAUGCCCAGCCGUGUCUCCCUCCCCCAACCUGAAACGCAAGCAACUAAUGUGGCAGAAUGCAGUACGUCACAUUAUCGACCAACGAGGAAUGCACCAUGACGGGCGAGCAGCCAGUUCUCACAAAAUCAUUGUUACUGAUGCCUACAUCGAUGACAUCAACAGGCAGAUUCGUAGCAAAGCUGUGCGGGGCAACGCAGGCACGCAUAAGCGGCGUUCCUCGGCAGCCCGCGUUCACCCAUUACGAGAGCGCAACUCCACCUGCACACGCAAGUCCACCGACUCGCUCAGUGAUGCUGACUUCUUCGUAAGCUGGGGCUCCACAGUGCGUGGCAUUUUCCUUCCGGUUCUUCACCACAAGUUUAAAUCUCAUGAUCUCGAGCAUCUGUACCAGCAACACUUGUCUGGUCAGUGCCGAGCUUUUCUUGUAGUCACUAAUGUCAUUGAUAUCCUUACCAAACUCCAUAUUCUCUUCAUCUACCUGGCUGUGGCCCCUGAGAUGGUGGACUCUCAACAAGGAUGGUUGGCUGGGCUCUUCAUGGGACUUGGAGCAGUAAUAUGUGUCUUAGUUCUGACCUGUAAAGGAUUGAUGUCUCCAGAUUACCUGCGCUAUGCUGGGCUGGCAAGCUGGUUGUCCCAGACUGUGCAGGCGCUGGGUGGUUUGGCAUAUGGGUUGGAGAACCAGUCCUGGUAUGCGCUCUUCACCCUUUUCGCCACCUACACACUAUUGCCCCUACCUCUACUGUGGUCCAUCUUCAUAGGGUUCUUCACUGCUGCCUUGCACCUGUUGGUGGAUGCCCUUAGGAACUACAAUGACACGGCCAUUGUAAGAAAGUUACUAGCAAAAGGUCUGUUGUACAUGGGUAUGAAUACCGCAGGGCUGUUCAUCCACUACUUAUCGGAUCGCGCUCAAAGGCAGGCAUUCCUUGAGACACGGCGUUGCAUUGAAGGACGAGUCAAAAUGGAACGAGAGAACCAGAGACAGGAGCGGUUGGUGAUGUCCAUUCUUCCUCGAUUUAUUGCUACGGAGAUGAUUGGUGAUAUGACUGCUAUGGAAGAUGAAUUGCUUCCUCAACAGUUCCAUAAAACCUACAUUCAUCAAUACAAAGACGUCAGUAUCCUGUUUGCUGAUAUAAAAGGCUUCACCUCUCUCUCCAUGACCAUGUCAGCUCAGGAAUUGGUGCGCACACUCAAUGAGCUGUUCGGUCGCUUUGAUCGCCUUGCCGAGGAGAAUCACUGCAUGAGGAUAAAGAUUCUUGGAGAUUGUUAUUACUGUGUGUCUGGGGUCCCAGAGCCCCAAACUGCACAUGCGCGCUGCUGUGUAGAGAUGGGUCUGGCAAUGAUCAACACUAUACGUUAUGUACGUAAGGAGCUGAAGAGAGAUAUGGACAUGCGUAUCGGCAUUCACUCUGGCUCGGUUCUGUGUGGGGUUUUGGGUCUACAGAAAUGGCAAUUUGAUGUGUGGUCUUGGGACGUAGAUGUUGCCAACAUGCUAGAGGCUGGAGGAGUCCCAGGGAGGAUUCAUAUAUCACGAGCAACCCUGGACUGUCUAAAUGGGGUAUACGAGACAGAAGAAGGUCGAGGCUAUCAGCGGAAUGAGUUUUUACGCAAACACAAGAUCGACACUUUUCUGAUCUGCCAUACGCCACAGGAAGACAAGGAGCCCCCUAAAGUCCGGAAGACCAGCAAAGAUGAGACGACAUGGAGUGCUGAGCUUCCGUUUGAUAACAUCAUUGGAAUGAACUGCAUCUUAGCCACUUUCACCAAUGGCUCCCUAGUGCAGUUGCCCAAUCAGAUUACUCCUCAUUGUGCUGGGUCUCGAGAAAUCAACAAGAGAAUCAAGCAAGCCAUCGAGGUGCGCAGUAGUGAGCGAAUGCGCAAAGAACACAUCACACCCGUCACACUAGUCUUCAAAGACAGACACAUCGAGGGAAAGUUUUCUCAGAUGAGAGACGAGAUGUUCAAGUCCAACUUGGCCUGCUCAUUCCUAAUGCUCCUCUUCAUCAUGGCCGUUCAGGCCCUCAUCCCCCCACCACAAAUCUGUCCUAUGGUAAUCCAGUUUUUAGUAUUCCUGUUUGUCUACGUGCUACUGCUUCUGGUAACACUGGCUGAGGAAUUUAAGCGCUCCCCACCGUACUUACAACAUCUGUGCUGCUGGAUCCACGAGACCAAGAGUAUCCGUAACCUGCUCACCCUCACCGCUAUUGCUAUUAACUUUGGUGUGGCCACCUGUGAUAUUUUGUGGUGUAACACGGUUGGAGAGGCUAAAGAAAGUAACAAGAACUCAGAACAAGGUGCACAGUGGCCAGUAAACAUCUGCACUCAUCCUGAGUUCUUUGUUUUGAGCGGUAUGGUGGCCAUGGUGACGUGUGCUGUGUUCCUGAGGCUCAGCUGUCUGUUGAAGUUGGCAGUACUUAUGUUAGUCAUUGCAGUUUACACAUACCUCAUUGAGGUAGCCUUCCAUGUGCUCUUUGUCCGCCAACACCAAAACGGCCAAAUUCAGAGAAAUCAGUACCUCAGACGCAAAGGCGUUUCUGUGUUGCUAAUGGCCAUGUUUGUUGUGGUUGUCCUCUACAACAGUAGACAGUUAGAGACUACAGCCAGGCUAGACUUCCUGUGGCGCCUUCAGGCCAGACAGGAAGUGGAGGACAUGAAGGAACUGAGGGAGCAUAACGAGUGUCUGCUGUACAACAUCCUUCCUGCCCAUGUCGCACGCCACUUUCUUGAGAGAGACAGGAACAAUGAGGACCUGUUCUCUGAAUCCUACGAGCGAGUUGAGGUGAUGUUUGCUUCCAUUCCAGGCUUUACAGAUUAUUACGAGAAGAAAGAGUUGAUUCAUCAAGAUGUGGAGUGUCUGCGUCUUCUUAAUGAGAUCAUCGCUGACUUUGAUGAGCUACUGGAAGAGCCUUACUUCCAGGACAUAGAGAAAAUCAAAACCAUUGGCAGCUGCUACAUGGCUGCAUCUGGCCUGUCUCCUGGAAAACAGGAAUGUGAAGAUGAGUGGGCUCACCUCAGUACGCUGGUUCUAUUCGCUUUGGCCAUGCAAGAAACUCUCAAACAAAUAAACAAACGUACCUCAAACAACUUCCAGUUGCGUGUCGGUAUUUCUCAUGGGCCUGUAGUCGCCGGAGUGAUUGGCGCCACUAAACCCCAGUAUGAUAUCUGGGGCAUGACUGUGAAUCUUGCUAGCCGAAUGGACAGCACAGGGCUCAGUGGGCGUAUUCAGGUUCCAGAGGGCACGAGCCGUAUCCUGGCUGACCGCGGCUUUGUGCUACAGCUUAGAGGAGAUAUCUACGUCAAAGGGGUUAGCGAACAGCGGGGAGGGGUCCGCACGUACUUUGUUAGCAGCAGGGAACAGAGCUCAAGCUACGCCGAGAGAAGCACCAGCAGAGGGAUCUCUCUCGGGAGGAACACCCUCGCUGCUGUGGUCUUUUCCCUGGUUCAGGCCCGCAAGAAAGAGGAAUUACGAGAGGCCAAUGGAGGCUUUCAUCUUAUGGAGAUCGCAUGAAUUUUGAUUGAAAACUGGACAGGAACCAUAUUUAAUACCUCUUUUAGAGAAUCUUAUGUCUCUUUCAUGAGUCAUUGCCUUCAAGAGAUUUUCCACAUUAUCUGUUAUUUUUUCUGAAUAGUAACAACUUUAUUUUUCUUGUAUGACCAGAUUUCUACUGAUUUUCAAAGUUGCUUAUUAUGGAAGCCCAUUUCCACCACAGAAUUAAAAAAUGGUAAUUUUGACUUCUUUCACAAUUCUGACUCUUUUUGCUAUUAUAAAAAAGUCAGUAUUGCAAGACAUAAACUCAGAAUUGCAGGAUUUAAACACUUAAAUUCUGAGCAGAAAAAUCAGAAUUGUGAGAUAUAAACUUGCA
Messenger RNA from Sinocyclocheilus rhinocerous, 3970 nucleotides. RefSeq names its product adenylate cyclase type 8-like. Gene Ontology annotation, molecular function: adenylate cyclase activity. The transcript has 18 exons. Lineage: Eukaryota; Metazoa; Chordata; Actinopteri; Cypriniformes; Cyprinidae. Gene Ontology annotation, biological process: intracellular signal transduction; adenylate cyclase-activating G protein-coupled receptor signaling pathway; cAMP biosynthetic process. The record is from RefSeq and is a predicted model, not a curated record. Gene Ontology annotation, cellular component: plasma membrane. Bases 70 to 3615 code for a protein of 1181 amino acids.